Spinacia oleracea (spinach) is the source of this 2119-nucleotide messenger RNA. Its product is annotated as protein NUCLEAR FUSION DEFECTIVE 4. NCBI's taxonomy places the organism in Eukaryota, Viridiplantae, Streptophyta, Magnoliopsida, Caryophyllales, Amaranthaceae. The record is from RefSeq and is a predicted model, not a curated record. The transcript has 2 exons. The coding region runs from base 189 to 1811 and encodes 540 amino acids. Gene Ontology annotation, cellular component: membrane.
UGAACAAACACACCACAACUUAUACGUAAUACACAAAUAAUCACAAAAUUAAGCUGAUCUAUUUAACCCAUUCCAUUUUUUCUGACAUUAACCCUACAAGAAAAUAUGUGUCAUCACCAUUUGACUUAAAACUUGUGUAUUUCCUCGUCUUUCUGAUCACAAAAAGACCUUUUACGACGAGAAAUGCAAUGGAAAACUCAAUGUUAAUCAAUACAAGCAGUAGUAAUAGUAGAUGGGUAGCAACAGCAGGAAGCAUAUGGAUACAAGCAAUAAUAGGUGGGACGUACACUUUCAGUCUAUACUCACCUAUCCUUAAAUCCUCUCAAUCCUAUGAUCAGUUCACCCUCAACACCGUCUCCGUCUUCAAAGACAUUGGGUCCAAUGCCGGAGUUCUCUCCGGUUUGCUCUAUUCCGCCGUCGUAUCCUCGGGGCGGCAUAACCGCAAUGGCGGUGUUCCCUGGGUGGUUCACACGGUGGGGGCGGCGGAGGGGUUCUUGGGUUACUUCUUUAUUUGGUUAGCUGUGGUUGGAGUCAUCCCUCGUCCACCUGUGCCUCUUAUGUGUGUGUUCAUGUUUCUUGCUGCUCAUUCUCAAACUUUUUUCAAUACUUGGAAUGUUGUUACGUCUAUCCAGAAUUUCCCUGAUUAUAGUGGGACUGUUGUUGGGCUUAUGAAGGGUUUCCUAGGAUUAAGUGGAGCAAUCUUAAUCCAAGUAUACAAAGCAUUUUUCAAGGGAAAUCCAAGCACAUACAUACUAAUGCUUGCAUUACUACCAAGUAUAGUCUCAUUAUCACUCAUGCAUCUGGUAAGACUGUGCCCAAACAAAACAUCUGAGGACAAGAACAACCUGAAUUCUAUGUCCAUCGUCUCAAUGCUUCUUGCUGCAUAUCUUAUGAUCAUCCUCAUCCUGGAGGACAUUUUAGUGUUUCCCCAUUGGGCGCGCCUUGUUGGGUUCCUAGUUCUUCUCGUAUUCCUCUCUUUACCUCUGAAAAUCGCUACAGAGGCUAACAACAAAGAGAAAUCUCAAUCUCAACAACCAAUGCCCCUAAAAACAGACCCAUUGCUACUCUAUCAUGAUGAUUCUACUUCAAAUGAGCCCGAGAAAAACCUUAUGGGUGAAGAAAAUAGGGAGUCAGAAAGCGUAAAUCUGUUGGAAGCUAUGGGAAGCAUCAACUUCUGGUUGUUAUUUCUUGCUAUCUUAUGUGGGAUGGGUUCGGGCCUUGCCACCAUAAACAACAUGAGUCAGUUAGGUCAAUCUCUAGGGUACAACACGAGUAAGAUCAACACAUUGGUUUCACUGUGGUCAAUUUGGAACUUCGUUGGACGGUUUGGGGCCGGGUACAUAUCAGAUAGCCUACUGCGUCAAAGGGGAUGGGCGAGGCCAUUAGUGAUGGUGAUCGCGCUAGGGGCCAUGACUGCAGGGCAUUUGAUCAUUAGUUCGGGUUUUUUUGGAAAUUUGUACAUAGGAACUACCUUGGUAGGGAUAUGUUAUGGUGCAUUAUGGAGUUUGAUGCCUACUAUUACUUCGGAAAUUUUCGGUGUUUUGCAUAUGGGAACCAUAUAUAAUGCUAUUGCUAUAGGAAAUCCUUUGGGAACGUAUGUUCUCUCUGUUUGGGUGAUUGGGCAUACUUAUGAUAAAGAAGCAGGGGAUAAUACUUCUUGUCUUGGAGUUCACUGCUUCAUGGUAUCAUUCUUUGUGUUGGCUUUUGUUAGCUUCUUGGGAUUUCUUGUUGCUCUUACGUUGUUCUUCCGAACACGGGUGUUUUAUAGGUCUGUUGUGCUAACAAGACUACACCGUUCUCUAAAAAGGUAAUAAUCACGGACGGACUCCUUUCGCCUUAAAGGACAUCGUAAUGGUAGCACAUACGAAGUACAUUUUUAGAAAGAGGUGUACUAAAUCUAAUGCUUCGUACAUGAUACAACGUACAAGUAUUCUUUGAACUCAUCUCAUCGAUUUUAAGGCGAGUUUAUAUGUUAUUUUUCCUUAGCAUUUCUUUCAAUUUUAUGAAAUAUUUUCUUUGAUUGUGUUAUUAUAAUGUAAAUUAUUUAGAUAAAAAGUUCAAUAAUGAUAAGUAUUUUUGUAAAUCAGUUAAAUAAAGAUAUAUAUCCGUAUUAUGUUGA